UCAUUCAUUCAGUGUUAUUAUUAGAGGGAAAUGGCGAAUGAAGCAAGCAUGGAGAAGAAGAAGCUCUUCACGAAUCUCUGAACUUCAAUUUUCUCAGAUCUCUCUUUCGAUCAUUCGUUCAAAUUCGUAUCAAAAAAUUCGAAUCGUUCUUCUACGAUCCUUUCAUUUCGUUUCAUUCCUAAUCGGUUUUCGGUUGCUGAGAAGGUGUGAGAGAAGAGUCUGAUGUAUUGUGAGAGGGAGGAGAAGCAAUGGAGUUGUGGAAAAGCUGGUACUGUGAAUUUACGAAAAGUGAGCUCGUUAGUGCGCGACAUUCGAGAUCCUUGCCUUUCUCAUUCUCCUGUAAAGGUAAACAGAAUGCUUAAGCCAGACAUAUGGGAAGCUUUGUCUGAUAGUGAAGGAAAGGUUUUAGGAUUCCGGAAGGCACUGAAAUUGGUGGUGUUAGGGGGUGUAGAUCCAUCAAUUAGACCUGAAGUUUGGGAGUUCUUACUAGGUUGUUAUGCACUGAGCAGCACUGCUGAGUAUCGAAGAAGGUUGAGAACAGCUAGAAGGGAGCUUUAUAGGAACCUGGUUAAGCAAUGUCAAGCAAUGCAUUCAAGCGUGGGUACUGGUUCAUUGGCAUAUGUUGUUGGAACCAAAGUUAUGGAUAUGAGGACCUCCUCUAAAGAUGAACAUAAAAUUGAAGCUAAACUAGAAAGAUCAAUAUCUAAUGAUAAUAAUGUUGAAGUUGAACAGUGUCAUGGCAGGAGCAUUAGUUGUGCCGAGGCAGCAAACACAUGUCAUCAUGAAAGCUCUGAUAAUUGGGCUGACCAAGUUAGUUUGAGAGCAAGCAUAGGUAGUGCAAUUUAUGAUUCUUCUGGUUAUCUAUGCUGCAGUUCCCCAAAGACAGGGAGAGAACCAGAUGGAUCACAUAAUAUGAUUGACAGUAGUUUUGAUUUUCCUCCUUUACCUGUCACCAAUCUCUUUGAAAAGAGCGAUGAAGAUAAAAACUCGGUCACAGAGCAUGGCAAUAAACUUUCUCCACGACAUAAACUAAGUUUAGAAGAUGACUCAAUGCAUAGCUUCGAUGUCAAGAACAAUGUAGACUUAGUUAUUGAAUCAAAUGGCCAACCUCUUGCUACCUUCCAUCCUGUAAACUCUGAAAUAGAAAUUGCUUCAGCUGAUGAAGAUGAACCAGAAUUUUCAUCUGACAAUCCAGUUUAUGAAACACGGAUAGUAAAUCAACUAAAAAUAUCAGAUGCACCACAGCCAGCGAUGACAAGUGCCUCGAUGUCUCAAGGAUGGGCUGCCAGUGAAGAUAGAGUAUCAGAAUGGCUUUGGACUUUGCACAGGAUAGUUGUUGAUGUUGUGAGGACCGAUAGUCAUCUUGAAUUCUAUGAGGACAGGAGAAAUUUAGCUAGAAUGUCGGAUAUCCUUGCUGUCUAUGCAUGGGUUGAUCCUGCAACGGGGUAUUGUCAAGGUAUGAGUGAUUUGCUGUCUCCCUUUGUGGUAAUCUUUGAGGAUAACGCGGAUGCAUUUUGGUGUUUUGAGAUGCUUUUGAGAAGAAUGAGAGAGAAUUUUCAAAUGGAAGGCCCAACUAGGGUGAUGAAGCAGUUGCAAGCAUUAUGGCAAAUUCUUGAGCUGUCAGACAAAGAACUUUUUGCCCACCUAUCAAAAAUUGGUGCUGAAAGCCUUCAUUUUGCAUUUCGUAUGUUGCUAGUUCUCUUUCGGAGAGAGUUAUCGUUUAAUGAAGCUCUUUCAAUGUGGGAGAUGAUGUGGGCAGCUGACUUUGAUGAAUCCUGGACAUAUGAUUUAGAGGAGAAUUGUCUGGAAGCAUUGGAUUUACAUCUUCCCAAAGACUCAAGCAGUCACAUAAAAGAAGCAAUUGCUGAUUCUGAUGAUGAUAGUAUCAAGAGUGGUUCACAGUCAAAUCAUAAUGAAAAUGACAGCACAAAAACCAGCCCGCAGCCACAGCAUGGGAACACUGAUCACCCUGUAUCUGAUGUCAAAUUCAAGUUGCAAGCAUCCAAUACCUUUUGUGGCUUGGCAAGGAAUAUCUGGCCAAGAAAUGGCCGAGUUCAAACGAGAAUAAUUUCCUCCUUGGCAAGGAAAGGAAACGAUGAAUUAGCCACCUUCUGCGUUGCAGCAAUUCUUGUUUUAAACCGUCAGAAGAUUAUUCGAGAAACCCAUUCGUUCGAUGAUAUGAUAAAGAUUUUCAAUGACAAUAUGUUGGAGAUCAAUGUAAAAAGAUGCAUAAGAACAGCAAUCAAACUCCGAAAGAAAUAUUUUAACAAGGCAAUCAAGAAAAAGAACCGCACUGCAGAGAAAAGAGACUAGGGUAAUAUCAUUUUUAUACGCUCUUAAGGCAAAAGCACCGAAAGGCACCGGGGAACACUUAUGCGGCCAUGCUUUUCCAAAUUGGAUCCCGGUGUUAAUUGUUUUAUUACUUAUCCACUUUGGAUGGGAGACUUUGUAGCUUAAAGUGUUUUUGCUUUUGGAGUUUCGUCCAGCUGUUGUACCCUCAUAGUCAUCAUUACUCUUUUUUAUGAGGAUUAAUAAUGGAAAAAGCAUAUUUUACAAGGCUCUCGUUCUGAAAGCUUUGGGCAAAGUUAUAAGGAGUAAACAAAGAAGUUAAUAGGUGCAUCUGUGGUUGAAGGAAACAAGUAUGUUGGGAGUUUAUGGGAUUAUGACAUGCCGUUGCUUCUAUUUGUUUGAAACUCAACCCUGAAGCAGUUAAUUUAUAACUUAAGAAUGUCACAUCUUCCCCAUGAUGAAAAUUGUGCAGCCCUUUAAAUUGCUUCGCCAAGGCUGAAUGUGGCUAAUGGAAUGAACACUCCAGUCCCUGUUGAAGAGAUUCUGGGACUUUAAUAUACCUGUUUCAUACUCGCUCUGUCUCAUUAUAAGUGUCUUAUUUGGAAUAUUUCGGUCUCAAAUCAAUUAUCACUUUUGAAUAUCAAAACAUAUAUUUGCAUUUUAUAAUAAUAUCCUUAUUUAAUUAAAUAGUCAACCUACCUAUUCCAUUGCUACUACUUUCAACCACUUAAUUAAUUUGGGUAUUUCAGGCUAUCAAAAUUUUAUUUGCAAAAUUCAAAAUAACUAACCUUUAUCUUAAGAAAUAUACACGAUACAAAGAGACACUUAUAAUGAAACAGAGGGAGUGCAUUGCAAAGGAUCUGUCUUUCACACACUUAAUUGCAUUUGAUUGUUAGUAAAUUAAAUUUAUGUCUGUGGUUGAUUAGCACCACACAUUAUCCAUUUGACAAUUCACUAGCUUUAGAAGCAUUGCUGAUGAUAUUUUAAUAGUGAUUUUAAUUUAUUGAAUUCUGGAAUCUUUCUCUAAUUGAUUUUGGAUUGUUAUUAAAUGGCUAAGUGUUGCGAUUGGUUAGAAACUUUGUUGGAAAUUGAUAAAUUCGGAUUUGAAUGCAACAUAUAUAUUUUAUGAAUUUACAGUUUAUCUUUAUUGUCUAAUAAGUGAGAUUUAUUCUGCGAGGGAUGUUUCCUGAAAAUUAUAUUCCUGAGUUGUUCCCUUUUGUAGUAUUUGAUUUAUACAUUCUUAUGUUUUAUCUUUUUGAUCUUUUUCAUUAUAUUUCAGAAUGCUGAAAUAUUUCUCUAAAAAUUUGAUUUUGGAUUGGUUAUUGAAUGGUUACGUGUUGUAAUGGAUUAGAAAUCUUGCUGGAAAUCGAUUAAAUCAGUUUUAAAUGCAACAUAUAAUCUUUUUUGAAAUUUCCAAUUUAUCUUUAUUGCUUAACCAUGGACCUUAAUUCUGCAAGUGAUGUUUCCUGACGACCAUGUUAAAGAUUUGUUUCCAGAAUAUCAUGUUAAAGAUUUGUUUCCCUUUGAAGCAUUUGAUUUU
Messenger RNA from Vicia villosa (hairy vetch), 3829 nucleotides. RefSeq lists its product as uncharacterized. Lineage: Eukaryota; Viridiplantae; Streptophyta; Magnoliopsida; Fabales; Fabaceae. Bases 223 to 2313 code for a protein of 696 amino acids. Gene Ontology annotation, biological process: activation of GTPase activity. The transcript has 12 exons. The record is from RefSeq and is a predicted model, not a curated record. Gene Ontology annotation, molecular function: GTPase activator activity.